Meloidogyne enterolobii is the source of this 647-nucleotide messenger RNA. Lineage: Eukaryota; Metazoa; Nematoda; Chromadorea; Rhabditida; Meloidogynidae. The record is from the annotation of a GenBank genome assembly.
AUGAGCCAGAAUCGUAAAGUUAUUGAAUACGAGGGAGUUAAAUAUUGUAAAGAGGAAGGUCUUUGGUAUCAAAUGCUGCAAAUUAGAGAAGACAAAUUGCCUGAUGCUAUUAAAACUGAAAGACAAUUAAAAUUUAAUUUGUUGCCGGAAAUUCAAUUGGAUGUAUUCAAAUGUCUUGAUUUCGCUCAAUUAUUGUCUGUCCAGCAAACAAAUGUUUAUUUCAAAAAUUUUAUUUAUGAACAUGGAAAGGUGUUGGCUAUGAAGAAAUUCUACAAGCUUGAAAUUGUUGAGCAUAAGCCGCAGCCUAAACUUUAUGACUUUGAUUUGGGAGACUAUAGAUUUACUAGUAACUUUGGAAUGUGUGAACAGAAAUAUAAAUUCUUUAAACCAGAGCCUCGACUCUAUGAAUUUGAAUUGGGUGAAGAACUGGAAAAGAAGUGGAAAGAUGGAAUAAAAAACUCAAUUCCAAUGUUUUUAACAAUGGGUGGCGGUACAAACAUUAAAACUGCUGUUUGUGAAUUUGACCAUGAGGGCAAAUUGGAAAAAGGUUUGACUUAAAAUAUGUGCAAUUUGUUUUGUCUGCCGAAUUGGCUGUUUUAUGGAUUUUAAGUUGAAAUUAAAUAGUGGGUUUAUCUUGGGUGCAUUUU